This is a messenger RNA of Anastrepha obliqua, 1743 nucleotides long. RefSeq names its product sodium channel protein Nach (gene ppk9). Gene Ontology annotation, cellular component: membrane. Gene Ontology annotation, molecular function: ligand-gated sodium channel activity. Lineage: Eukaryota; Metazoa; Arthropoda; Insecta; Diptera; Tephritidae. The record is from RefSeq and is a predicted model, not a curated record. The transcript is spliced from 9 exons. Gene Ontology annotation, biological process: sodium ion transmembrane transport. The coding region runs from base 1 to 1743 and encodes 580 amino acids.
AUGAGAGCUGUAGCUGCUGACCAUCGGUAUCGCCAGUCAUGGCGGCAAUCUAUGUCAGUAGCAUAUCAACAGGCGCAGCCAGCAUUCGUUACGCCUCACUCCGGCCAAAAGCUGCCGCAUUAUUUGAAAUUGCAGUAUGCGGGCGCAGCACAGCGACGAAGCAACGAUACGCCUUCGCAUGUGCUGAGUCCCAUGCAUAGCACCCUUUGUGCGAGCCAUGUGGAUAUGGAUACAGUGGCAUUGCAUAAACAACAGGAGCUGCAAUUAAUACCAGUAGCAAAAUCUCAUUCACCGGCGUACAGUAUACGACGCAUACGUCGACCACGUCAAUGGGUGCCAGCGCAAAAGCGGCUUUCGCGUCAAGGGGAGCAGACGCACAGCGUGAAGUUGGGUAUUCUGAGUAAAGGACGCGCUUUCAUUUUUGAAUUUCUACAGGGAUCCUCCAUACAUGGAUUCAUCUAUUUGGCGAAAAUCGGGCUCAGCAUUGUAGAGAGAAUGCUUUGGCUGGCCUUCAUCUGCGUUGCUCUCUUCGCCAUCAUUUCGUUGAGUAAACGUACUUGGGAACGUUUUCAAACCUCACCCAUGGUCAUAUCGAUGGAUCGUAAUAAGUUGGUGUGGAAUACGAGCUUUCCCUCGCUCACUGUAUGUCCUCAUAAGCGCAUCGAUGAGUUGAAAGUGGAGGAAUAUAUGGACUCACACCCAAACAUUUUCGAAUCUGAUCAGGAUCGUACUGAUUUUCAUGUAUUUAUUGAGAAGUUGGCUCGCCUCACCUAUGAAAAUAUCGAAACUCUGCCGCGUAAUAAAACUUUUGGCAUAUCGAGCAGCAACUAUCUGAAUUUGCUGUAUGAACUCAAAUGGAAUUUCGAACCGGAAAUGAGUAGUGGCGCCGCCGUACAAAUGUUCAUUUAUGAAACACUCACCGAGUUUGGCAUUUGCCAUUCGGUUAACUCGCUCGUGGCGCGCUAUAAUUCUUAUGACUACUGGAAACGCAACGAUUGGAGCCUGUUAGAUCACGGCGAUCGUGUCACCGUGCACCCGCUUGAUGGCGAAAUCUAUGCUCAGAUUAUAAACCUCUCCACCGCAUAUGAUGUCUACUUUCAUGGCGCCGGCGACAUACCGAAUAUAUCGAAACAGCGUUACACGUUUCCAGAAACUGACUACACAACAGUGGAACUAAUUGCGUUGGAGAUCUAUACAGCGGAGGAGGCGCGCGCCUUCACCACCAAACAGCGCAAAUGUCGCUACCAAUACGAGGCUGAGGAAAUGCAGACGGUGCCCAUCUACAGUUUCAGCCUCUGCCUGGCCGAGUGUCGCAUGUUUUUCGCGCUGCGGGUGUGUGGCUGCGUGCCGCAUUUCUAUCGCAAUCAGUUGAGAAAUGGACGAGUUUUGCGAAUUUGUGAUUUCGAUGGUUUGGCUUGUUUGGAGGACAUAAAAAGAGAAAUCAUCUCGCUCAAGUCCAGCCGGUAUAAAAUCGAUUGUCAUUGCUUGUCAAAUUGCGAUGACUCCAAUUUCUUUGUGCAAUCCUAUCGUUCCAGGAUUUGGUUUUUAGGCGCGAAUCUUCAGUGGGGUAUUAUAGACUAUCCGAAAAUGCAGCUAAGGCGCGAUGUGCUCUUCUCGUUUGCGGAUGUGUUGGUUUAUAUUGGCGGCCUCAUUGGCUUCUUUCUGGGUUGCAGCGCUUUAAGCUUCACAGAGGUCAUCUACUACUUCAGCGCACGUCUAAUCAAGAGAUUGUUUUGGAAUUAG